Molecule: messenger RNA, 1155 nt
Organism: Cylindrotheca closterium
Lineage: Eukaryota; Bacillariophyta; Bacillariophyceae; Bacillariales; Bacillariaceae
Source: the annotation of a GenBank genome assembly
AUGAACGAUGAAUCGCAAACAAUGGUUUCCUUGGUAAAAUCUGGUUUAACCUUGCUUUCUUUACGUAGACCAGUCACUGCCUUCUUGGGCCGAAGCACACCUUCGAGGAAGGCAAUAUUGGCAACUUCUGGGCUUGUCACUCUUUCAUCCGCUCUUGGACAAACUACCUCAACAACAAGUUGCACGGCAGGAAAGAUGUCUUACACGACUGAGAUAGAAACUGGAUACUUGAAUGCUGAUAAUGCGUAUGAUUUGGAUGUGGAACUCAUGUCCCAACCGGGUUUCUCAUUGGAGCAGUUGAUGGAACUGGCUGGCUUGGCAGUAGCCGAAGCUGUCUACCAAGUUUUGCCUCCUUCCUCUGAAAGUAAACCAAGAAUUCUUUUGAUCUGUGGGCCAGGAAAUAACGGCGGCGAUGGGUUGGUGGCAGCCAGACACUUAGUUUUCUUUGGGUACGAGUGCGUUAUCAUGUAUCCCAAACAAUCCAAGAAGGAGCAUUUCGUCAAUUUGGUCAAACAAUGUGAGGACGUUGGCGUCACAUUUAUCGAUGAGUUUCCACACACAAAUGAAUACGAUGCCAUUGUCGACUCUAUCUUUGGGUUCAGUUUCAAGGGCGCUCCUCGUGAGCCAUUCAAGACUGCCUUGGAAAAGAUGCAAGAGGUGCAAAAGAAGAAACCUGAAUUUCCUAUCAUUUCGGUCGAUGUUCCGUCAGGAUGGAACGUGGAUGAAGGGGAUGUUGCUAAGACGGGAUUUGUACCCUCAGUAUUGAUCAGUCUCACAGCUCCCAAAGAAUCAGCAAGAAGUUUCCCAGGAAGGCACUUUGUUGGUGGUAGAUUUCUCCCGCCUGUUUUGGCCGAGAAGUACGGAGUGCAGAUGCCACCUUAUCCAGGAGUGAGCCAAGUCAUGGAGAUUACGAAACCAAAAUCAAAGGGUAUAGACAGCUCUUGGGAAGUCGAGUAUGCAGCAUACCUUGAAGAAAAGGGUGCGAAGGAAAAAGAAAACGAAGUUGCUGCUGCAGCUUCUCAACCCAAAUCGGAUAAAAAGGAUGAAGAGAAUUGGGAACAACAAUACCAUGAUUACUGUGUUGAAAAGGAAGCUAGGUUGGCCGAAGAGGAUGCCCGCAAACGAGCGGCGGAGAAAGAAUCAUCAUCAUCGUAA